AUGGCAGAAAAAGAAAUAGAUAGACACGCUGAUCCACUAGAGUGGUGGAGUGACAACAUGCAACGAUUGCCAAUUCUGGCAACAGUAGCUCGAGUUUAUUUGGGUGCCCCACCGACAAGUGUACCAUCAGAACGUCUUCAACUCCAUACUGGAAUGGAUGUUCUUCAACACAUUAUCUACAGAAGAUCGCUACUUCCUCAUAAUGUUAAGAAGUCAGCAAUUUUAUCAUGCCCUCCUUACAAGAUUCAGGGUUACAAGAGAUGUGAAUAUUAUCAAGAACCUUAUGAAGAUGGACAAGAAGUAUUCAGAUUUGAGCUGUUUUGGAUUGGUUCUACAGAUUUAAAGAACCAAAUUAGGAAGGAUAAAAAACGCUCAGAUAAAGAUAAGCACGAUGAUUUAACUUUUUUGGAAGACCAGGAAGGACCGAGAUAUUUUAGUUCGGGAUCAGAAGAUAGAAAAUUUAGCAAAAAGGUUUCUGAAGGUGUGAGGAAGAGGACAAGGCUAGAAGACGAAUCUCCUAAGAUUGAUGCUACCUCAGAAUUAGACUUGAGUUUCACUGACACUAGCGCUGAUUCUGAUUCACAAUUUGAACCCAAAGUUUGGCAUCAUAGAAGAGCAGAUGAUUGCAACAUUACUGCCAAAGUCCCUAAGAAUAUUUUUGAUGGAAAUGUAUCUAUCAUAGCUACAGCAAAUGAUAUCUCCCCCAAUGUCUUACAAAAAGUAACUCGAGCAAUUCUUCAAGAUUGUGGAGUUGAUAUCGCAAAAUGCAAAGCCAGUGCUUCAACAGCAUUAAGGAAGAAGAAAAAAACUGCCAAGGAUACUGCAGAAAUUGCUAAAUUAGAUAUAAAGAAGGCCGUGGAAAAAAACCGUUAUCCCUGUAUAAUUCAUUUUGAAGGAAAGACUUUGUUUGAAAUAAAUCAGGGAAAAAGACUGAAGAAUGAAAGAUUAGCUGUGCUCGUUAAUAUUGAGGGGGUGUCGCAUCUUCUUGGAAUACCUGCCUUGCCGUCUUCUUCAGGUGAAAAUAUGUAUAUAGGAAUCAUGAAAAUACUAGAAGAAUAUGACCUCAUUUCAAAAGUAUGCGGAGUAUGCUUUGAUACAACUUCAAGUAAUACUGGUUCUAAGAAAGGAUCACUUACUAGGAUUGCAAGAGAGGUUGACAAAUACCUUCUUCUACUAGCAUGUAGGCAUCAUACCAUUGAGCUUAGAAUGGUUCAUUUCUGUGAAGCAGUGAUAAAAGAGAAUAGCGUAGGGCCUGAAAAUCCUUUAUUCGUAAAGUUUAAACAUAUAUUUGAGAACCCUAACUUCAAAUACGACGAAAAUAACCUGACCUCUCUUGAUUGGAAAACCGUGGAAGGAACAGUUUUGAAGGAAGCUGCAAGGAAAACUUUAGAUUACUGUGAGACCUAUAUUACUAAAAAAUGCAAUAUGAGAAAUGACCGAAGAGAGUUGGCUCAGCUAACCAUGCAGUAUUUAUCCCCUUCUGCACAUUUUAAAUUAAAGAAAACUGGAGCUGUUCAUCAUGCUAGGUUUUUAGAGUUUAUACUACCUUAAACUUCAGCUUUUGUGCAAGCAACUGACAUUUGUGCAAGAAAAUGAUAAUCUACGCGAAGAUUUAAAACUCAUCUGCGAGUUCAUAGUAUGUUUUUACACAAGGUGGUACCUUCAAGCACAUAAAGCAAUUCAAUCUCCUGCGUCUGAUCUUGAUGCAAUCUUUCAGAUGAAAGAGUAUAAGAAAGUUUGCUCCAAUCCGGUGGCAGUAGACGCAGUGUUAAUAUCUCUUUAUAAGCAUACAUGGUAUCUUGAUUCAACGAUUAUUCCCUUGGCUCUUUUGGAUAAAAAUAUUUCAAUGGAUAAAAAAACAGCCAUUGCAGAUGCUUUGCUUUCCUUCCAAAUGCCAGAUCCAGAUUUUUUUAAACAUUGAAGCAAAGAUCGAAUAGACGAGAUUAAUAUCAUAAAUAAUAUGAAGGUACCAACCCUCUCUCUUUUGGUUAAUGAGUUUUCAUAUUUAAUUUUUUCAAUGAUAGGGUUGGAUAAUCAGAGAGUGAGAGACUGGUUGUCACUUCCACCCCAAUAUUUUCACACCCAGUCCUCGUUUAAGAAUUUUGAAAACUUUGCCAAAAUGUUAAUUGUUGUCAAUGAUCAUUCUGAACGAGCAAUCGGAAUGAUGCAGCAGUUUGUACAAAGAUUCGAAAAUGAGGAUGACAAGCAGAACAGACUUUUAACUGUCGACAAAGUAAGGUCAACUUUCAAGGUUUUUGGUGUGGGAAAAAGUAAUAAUACAAAAAAAACAUCAGAAAGCCUGAUGUCACUCUCUAAAUUAAAGAAAAGGAAAUUGUAGACUUAGGAAAUUGUUAUUCAUUUUAAAAUACUUAUUUCAAUUAAUGCAUAAUUUUUGUCUUGAUAGUAUUUGUAAAGAUUUUAAUUAAAUGGUAAAUUACUUGUUUAGUUCAAAAUAGUUUGUUUUUUUGGUUGAUUUAAGCGGGAAUUUUUACGUCUGUCCAUCUGAAUGAACUUUAAGUAUGAAAAUACAUAAUUUACUGAUUUCAUAACCAC
Messenger RNA from Hydra vulgaris (swiftwater hydra), 2553 nucleotides. The record is from RefSeq and is a predicted model, not a curated record. NCBI's taxonomy places the organism in Eukaryota, Metazoa, Cnidaria, Hydrozoa, Anthoathecata, Hydridae.